AUGGCCAAGGACGUAUUUUCAGUGCCAAUCUUUCUUGUCGUCUUUCGAGAGACACUGGAGACGGUCAUCAUUGUGUCUGUAUUGCUUGCUUUUCUCAAACAGACUCUCGAUGGCCCUGAGCGGGAUGUAAGGACAUACAAAGCACUUCGCCGCCAGGUAUGGCUUGGUGUUGCUGCGGGAUUCUUCCUCUGCAUGGUUGUUGCUGCUGCCCUGAUUGGUGUCUUUUAUACCGUUGGAUCCAAUUCCUGGGACAAAAAUGAGAACUACUACGAGGGUGCUUUUUGUCUCUUUGCCGCAGUCAUCAUUACAGUGAUGGGUGCUGCCCUUCUUCGAAUCGGCAAAAUGCAAGCAAAAUGGCGCGUCAAGCUCGCCAAGGCUAUCGAAUCACCCAUCAAAGCCGGCUCCAGGGGCUGCUUCUCCCACUGGCUGGAGAAGUACUCCAUGUUUGUUCUGCCCUUCAUAACCGUUCUUCGCGAGGGUAUUGAGGCUGUUGUGUUUGUUGCUGGUGUCACCUUCUCAGCUCCUGCAUAUGCCGUUCCCUUGCCCGUCGUCGUUGGACUCCUUGUUGGCGGCAUUAUCGGUUACCUUUUGUACAAGGGUGGUUCUACUGCCAAGCUGCAAAUUUUCCUUGUUGCCUCAACCUGUCUCCUUUAUCUCGUCGCUGCCGGUCUCUUUUCCCGUGGCGUUUGGCAUCUCGAGGCACAAAAGUGGAACAAUGCCAUUGGCGGUGAUGCUGCAGAAACUGGCAAUGGUCCAGGUUCAUACGAUAUCGACAAGAGUGUUUGGCACGUGAAUUGCUGCUCACCCACUUCCACCAGCGACGGCGGCUGGGGUGUCUUCAACGCCAUUCUCGGCUGGCAAAACUCCGCCACCUAUGGCUCGGUCAUUUCCUACAAUGUCUACUGGAUCUUUGUAAUAGCUGGUUUCAUCGUCAUGCGAUUCAAGGAAACCAAGGGCCACUGGCCAUUCAUGAAGGCCAAGGCCCCCGCUGCUCGGGAGGACAGCGUCAGUGGAAGUUCUAGCCCGCAGGAGAGCGAAGUCGUGAAGUCCACGAACGUGACGGAGAAGACUACCCCUGCAUAG
Messenger RNA from Metarhizium robertsii ARSEF 23, 1083 nucleotides. Its product is annotated as Iron permease FTR1. Gene Ontology annotation, molecular function: ferrous iron transmembrane transporter activity. The record is from RefSeq and is a predicted model, not a curated record. The coding region runs from base 1 to 1083 and encodes 360 amino acids. Gene Ontology annotation, cellular component: high-affinity iron permease complex; plasma membrane. NCBI's taxonomy places the organism in Eukaryota, Fungi, Ascomycota, Sordariomycetes, Hypocreales, Clavicipitaceae. The transcript is spliced from 4 exons. Gene Ontology annotation, biological process: iron ion transmembrane transport.